UCAAGUGGGCAACAUCCCACCCAAAGCCCGAGAGAGCCAGCAUAAAGUCAGACAUCACUUCACUUGUUCGUGAGUUCUAUGCCCCGGACAAACAGGCUGAGUUACCGGGAGAAAUAACGGUGUUCAUUUUCAGUCACACAGAAUUAAACCAUUUUCGCCGCAAUGGGGUUGAGAUUGAUCCAGUUCAUCUCAUAUCUUUCGCUUCUCUUUCACCUGGAAUGGACGCACAUAUCGGCUUUCAACCUGGACACAGAAAACGUCAUUGAAAAGAAAGGAGAGCCCGGGAGCCUUUUCGGCUUCUCUCUGGCUAUGCAUUGGCAAUUAAACCCGUUAGAUAAAAGAAUGUUGCUGGUUGGUGCUCCAAGGGCCAAAGCUCUGAGAGGUCAGAAGGCCAAGAUCACAGGAGGACUCUACAACUGUGACACCACUUCCACUUCCUCCAGCUGUAGCCGAGUGCAGUUCGACAACGAUGAGGACGUGAACACCGAGAGUAAGGAGAACCAAUGGAUGGGUGUAACAGUAAACAGCCAGGGGCCGGGAGGAAAGAUUGUGACGUGUGCCCACCGCUACCAGCGCCGUCUGUUUGUGAACACAGCCCAGGAGUCUCGUGACAUCACGGGGCGGUGUUACGUGCUGAGCCAGGACCUGACCAUCGGUACCGAGUCUGAUGAGGACGGAGGCAACUGGAGGUUCUGUGAGGGGCGGGCACGCGGCCAUGAGAGGUUUGGUUCAUGCCAACAGGGUCUGUCUGCCACCUUCACCAGGGACUACCACUACCUGGUGUUUGGUGCUCCUGGAGCGUACAACUGGAAAGGUGUGGUGAGAGUAGAGCAGAAGAACAACACUCUGUUGGAGAUGGGUUUCUAUGACGACGGGCCCUAUGAGGUGGGCGAUGAGAACCGGUUAGACCCAGACCUGGUCCCCGUGCCUGCUAACAGUUACUUGGGCUUCUCUCUGGACUCGGGGAAGGCCAUCACUAAGAAGGGUCAGCUGACCGUGGUUGCCGGUGCCCCGAGAGCCAAUCACAGCGGGGCAGUGGUGUUGCUAAAGAAGGAGACCGAAGCGUCCACCAUGUUGUCACCAGAGCACAUCCUGGAAGGGGAGGGGCUGGCCUCGUCGUUCGGCUACGACCUCGCUGUGGUGGAUCUGACCGCCGACGGGUGGGAGGACAUCGUGGUGGGAGCCCCGCAGUUUUUUGAGAAGGACGGGGAGGUGGGCGGAGCCAUUUAUGUCUACGUUAACAAGGGCGGAGACUGGAGUAAGGUCACGCCCACCAGGAUAGACGGACCUCGGGACUCCAUGUUUGGACUGGCCGUAGAAAACCUGGGAGAUCUCAACCUGGAUGGCUAUAAGGACAUCGCUGUGGGAGCACCCUAUUAUGACAGUGGGUCAGGGAAGGUGUUUAUCUACCACGGCUCAGCUCAGGGCAUCAACGUCAAACCUGCACAGGUGUUGUCAGGGGUGCCAUCGGAGACAAAGUUGUUUGGUUAUUCCCUAGCUGGUAACAUGGACCUGGACAGGAACUCGUACCCUGACCUGGCCGUUGGAUCUCUCUCCGACUCUGUGUUCGUCUACAGGACUCGGCCGGUCAUUAGCAUCCAGAAGGUUGUCAAGACAACGCCAAAGGAGAUCGAUCUGACUAAGAAAAACUGUGGCAACAGCAUCUGCUUGGAGGUAGAGGCCUGCUUCUCCUACACCGCCAACCCUAAAUCCUACAGCCCCAGACUGACGGUGGCGUACUCCUUUGAGGCGGAGGCGGAGCGUCGGAAGAAGGGUCUCCCUCCCAGAGUGACCUUCUCCACGCGUUCCAGCGACGUCAACGACUACCAGUCCAUCGGUGUUCUCGUCCUCAGUGGACAGGGCAAGAAGGAGUGUAUCACCGCCAAACUCACACUGCAGGAGAACAUUAAGGACAAGCUCAGGGGAAUCCCCAUCGACGUUACCGUGGAGAUAAAGAACUCCAAAAGGAAAAGAAGAGCGCUCCCAGAACUCCCGCCCAUCCUCGACUCCAACGAGCCUAUCACGGCCCGCGCUGAGGUGAGCUUCCUGAAGGAGGGCUGUGGCAGUGAUAAUGUGUGUCAGAGCAACGUACAGCUCCAGCAUCGCUUCUGCUACAGAGAACCCAACAAGGACGUCUUCCAUCCACUACCUAUAGAGGAUGGGGUGCCAGUAGUCUCCCUUAGCGACCAGAAGGACAUCGCCCUGGAGAUCACGGUGACCAAUCAGAAUGGAGAUGAUGCCCAUGAGGCGGCGUUGGUUGCCUCCUUCCCCCCCUCGCUCUCCUACUCUGCCUCCCGCUCUGCACCCAACGCGGACAAGCAGGUGAUCUGUGUGACCAAUACGAACGGCUCUCAGGCAGACUGUGAGCUGGGGAACCCCUUCAAGCGAGGCUCAGAGGCGAAGUUCUACAUCAUCCUGAGUACAGCUGGCAUCUCUCUGAACACCACAGAGCUGGAGAUAGACCUGAAGCUGGAGACGACGAGUGACCAGCAAAACGUGGCCAGAGUCAAGGCCAAGGCCAAAGUGGUGAUCGAGCUGCUGCUGUCCCUCACAGGAGUGGCCAAGCCCUCCCAGGUCUACUUUACUGGAGAGGUCAAAGGUGAGAGCGCCAUGAAGUCCGAGGGAGACAUCGGCAGCCCCAUCGAGUACGAGUUCAGGGUGAUUAACCUGGGGAAGCCCCUGAAGACAUACGGCAGCGCCGCCCUGAUCGUCAAUUGGCCAAAGGAGACGGUGGAGGGGAAGUGGCUCCUGUACCUGAUGAAGAUCGACUCCAGAGGCCUGGAACAGAUCACCUGCUCCCCUGAGAGAGAGAUCAACUCACUCACUGUCAAAGAGGAGCCGAGCAGCACCAGGAGAAGACGAGCCGUAGGGGAGACGGACAAACCUCAGGGGGGAACCAUCGCACGACUGACUGACAAGAGGAAAUACACUACUCUGUCGUGUGAGGACGGGGCAAAGUGUGUGGAGAUUCGCUGCCCCCUUCAGGGCCUGGACAGUAAUGCAGUCAUCCUGCUCAGAUCUCGCCUCUGGAACAGCACAUUCCUGGAGGAGUACUCCAAGCUGAACUAUCUGGACGUGAUCGUGAAAGCCUCUCUCAGAGUGAACGGCGCAGCUAAAAACAUGGUCCUGAGGAACGCCGAGACGCAGGUGAGAGUGACGGUGUUCCCAGAGCGUCGUGUGGCUCAGUACGGAGGACUCCCAUGGUGGAUCAUCCUGGUAGCCAUCUUGUUAGGGCUGCUGCUGCUCGGCCUGCUGGUCUUCCUGCUGUGGAAGUGUGGUUUCUUCGGGAAAAAGAAAGAGGAUGUACCACCCUCUGACAAAGAGAGAUUGACGUCUUCUGACGCGUAAAAGAGGGAGAGACGCUGUCUCUGGGGUAAACGCAUCUAUACCCACCUAUACAUGCCCAGGGUCACAGAGGAUGGACGGACACAGUGGCAGACUAACUAUCGCUGAAUGGGGGGGGGGGAACGCUUUCGCUAAUGAACAAGCAGUAAAGGGGCUCAGAGCUACGAAAUCAAAUGCAAUGGCUUUGACGAUGGAACGGAUGGAAUGUUAAAGAGCUCAGCUGACAGGUUGCUGUAGAAAAAGCACUUCUAGUUUCUGCUUGGAAAUGUCCUUCUUUCUAACUGUUGUUGUGGAGUUAUGGACGGUUUACUUGCAUGGCCAUGUGGGUAUGAAUGCUUCCUUUGGUUGAAAAAUCCUUAUGCCAUGUAUACGAACUGUUCUCCUAUCGCUCUAAAGACCUUCUGGGUUGGUCCUUGUGGUCUUCAUCGCUCUCUGUCUCUGGUUUCUGCUUCUGUGGUCGCCAUUGGAACUUCAAGCACUUCCUGUCUGAAGGCUCUGAAGUGGUUCUCUCUCAGCCUGGUUUAUAGGGGCGUUGCUACAUUACAGAUUUCUGCAUGUAGGACCACCGAUGGCUCUGUAUCGCCUCCUACUGUUCAAGAGCCUCACUCACAUCUCUGCCCUUAAAGGGAUAGUACACCCCAAAAUCAAACAUUUAGACUUUUCCAUAGUUUGAUGUGAGGGUGAACUAUUCCUUUUAUGUUGUCGAGACGCUCAAAACUGCUAGUUACUGAUUUUCUAUGUGCUGUUUUUUUGUUGUUGCCGCCGACAGUGUGGGUUUUUCAGACGCUCCAAGUACGACGACAGCGUUCCCAGUUAUAAUGCGGUGCGGAUACAAAAGGAGAAGAAAGACCAACUGGGAAGCCUGGAAAAGAAAGCCUGGAUAACGAGCUGGAGUGAGAACGAGAGUUACUCUUAAUGGUGGAACGCUGGAGCUCCCGUUCCCACAGACAUUGAUCUGACUAUUCCAAGGCCCCGCGCCACAGUAUGGACACAAAAAUUACACAUUUUUUAAAAAGGAUUGUAGAAAAGCUUUAUUUGUGUACUUUAAGGACAGACGGUUAGAUAAGGUGAAAUAACACUUCAUCAAAUUGUCCCUUUUUGGGGAUCAAUUAAGUAGUACCUUGUCUGAUUGAAUUUUAUCUUGAUAGUGACAUCCAUGUUGAUCACUGGACAGAAAGAGAAGAUUUUUGUGUGUUCUUUUACAUUUUGGGUCAAGAAUCCCAGCUGUCUCUCUUUCAAAGCUCUGGAUGUUGUUUUGUAAAUGUACACUUAUGGAAUAGGCUAGAGUGUUUUAUAUGUUUUGUAUAUUUUGAAGAAUGUGUAUUUAUUGUAUGAGGAGAAUGUUACCUACAAAGUACUCCACUGGCCAAAUCAUUUUUCAGAAUGAGUUUUUUUUUCUUCCAAGAUAUGGAAGGAUGGAUGCCUCAAAUCACAAAUAAUCUCAAAACCAUUUGGGUGUAAGGACAGUUAUACACAUUUCGCAUGUUUAACUGUGGCCAUUUUUCAUCAAGUUAAAGCAGGAGCUAAUCAACAGCUUUCCCAUUCAAUCUUUCUAUAUUAUUUAUAUCUAUGUACUAACGUCCAUAACUGCUCAGAGAGAACGUUGUGAACUUAUAAGUAUUAGAUUGUUGAGAUGGACCAGUGAAGCAGAGUGAGUGGAGAAACUACAUAUCGUAGUUCUUCUAACCGGUCACGUUAAAUCAGUGUUCAUUUCAAGGAAGUGAAGAAAUUAUGCCUUUUUUUUGGUUUUGUAGAAGUAUUUAAACAGGACCCAUUUCAUCCUUAACGUGGAGGAUUUGUCCAGUGACAGCUGUUGACAAUGUAAAGUAAAAGUGUGAAAAAUUGCCAUGCUAAAUAAAUGUUUUUACAUCCUGUACAAAGUCA
Molecule: messenger RNA, 5229 nt
Organism: Salmo salar (Atlantic salmon)
Lineage: Eukaryota; Metazoa; Chordata; Actinopteri; Salmoniformes; Salmonidae
Source: RefSeq, a predicted model, not a curated record